Molecule: messenger RNA, 1602 nt
Organism: Insectozyma verbasci
Lineage: Eukaryota; Fungi; Ascomycota; Pichiomycetes; Serinales; Debaryomycetaceae
Source: the annotation of a GenBank genome assembly
AUGUCAAAAAUACGAAUUCAUAUAUCGAAUAUAUCACCAAAUUUGAAAGAGAAACCAGAGUCACUUAUAUCAAGAAUAGAGAAAUUGGGUAUUAAAGUUGAAAAUGAAUUAGAAAUUCAUACAAAACCUUUACAAUAUAAAUAUUUCGCUUAUUUAAAUAUUUUUGCAACUGAUUCACAAUUUGAAAAUUUAAAGAAAAGUCUAAAUGGAGUUAUGUUUAUGGGUAUGAAACUAAACAUAAGUAAAGCAAAAAAGGUUAGUUAUAAAAAGAGGAUAAAAGAGGAAGUAGAAGAUAAAGAACAAAUUAUACAAGAUAAAGUGAAUAAGUCAAGAUUGGAAAAGAUUGAAGAAUAUCAUACUACAUAUCCUGCUAAUAGAUUUACUAAAAAUAUAGUUACCACUCCUUUACAAUCUUCAAUUAUUUCACUUUCAGAACAUACAUUUAAUAAUACAAGUGGUAAUACAAAAUUAUCAAUACCCAAAAAAAGACUCAGUGGUUUAAAUUCUUAUGGAGCUACUUUAGAUUCAAAUUUUAAGUACACUUCAGGUAAGGGUCAAGUUAUCAAAGGAACACAUAGAAAAGCACCACGUAAAGGUCCAAAUUUAAAGAAUCAAAGUUUACGAAUUUUAAUUAAUGGUGAUUUAAUAAAGGUUGACAAAUUUUACAAGACUAAAUUAUGGGGAGUGGAUCAGAAAGUCAAUUUUGAUGAUUUAUCAUAUAGAUAUAGUAAUGGUGAAUGGUUAAGUGGAAAUAAUCAUGUAGUAGAAAAAUGUAAUAUGUCAGGAAAACAAGCAAUUGAAUAUGGAGCAAAUUUAAUACAUAAAGAUGAAAAGGAGAUCAUUGAUGAUGAGAUCUUAGAUGAAUUGAAUAAGAAUAAAUCAGUAUUGGCUUCAGUGUUGAAUAAAUUUGAUUUUGAUAAACCUAUGAAAUUAAGUGAUGAUGAAGAAGAACUAGAAGAAGAAAAUGAAGAAAAUGAUAGAGCUUUUGAAACUGUUGAUAAUCCAGAUGAAAUUAUAUCCAAAUCUAAAUUAGAAUUACAAAAUCCAAUUAAGGAAGUAUAUUAUGAUGAAGAUGAUGAAGGUAAUGAAAUUGAAAAUAUAAAUGAAAAUUUUACAACUGAAUCAAUUAUUAAAAAUUAUGAACAAGAACAUAAAGAAGAAAUAAAAGAAGUAGAAGAACAAUCAAAAGAGGAUACACAAUCAAACACUGAAAAUCUUCGAUCUUUAUUAAAUGAAUCUUCAAAUGGUUUUAAAUUAGCUUUAUCUUCAGAUGAUGAAGAUAUAGACGAGUUUAAGAAUAUAAUGGAAGAACAACCAAUAAAUAAAAAACAAGAAGAAAAGAUAGUUGAAACUAUUCCUAUUAAUGCUAAUAAAUUUGGAUUAUUUUGGUAUCAUUCAAAUUCGCCUUUUUUGAUUACUCAAUCUCAAUUAUCAAAAAUUGGUUCUAGUGAAGACAAGAUUCAAUUACCAGAAUUAGACAAUAAAGAUUCAGGUGAAUCUGGAUUUGAGAAUUGGUUUUGGUCUAAACGUUCAGAAAUUUCAAGAGAAUGCAAAAUUAGAAAACGUGAUAUAAUUAAAAAAUUUAAUAAGAGGAAAUUUUAG